Molecule: messenger RNA, 3482 nt
Organism: Aegilops tauschii subsp. strangulata
Lineage: Eukaryota; Viridiplantae; Streptophyta; Magnoliopsida; Poales; Poaceae
Biological process (GO): response to endoplasmic reticulum stress
Source: RefSeq, a predicted model, not a curated record
GUGCGCGCGCGGCGAAGCGUCCCUCCCUUCUCCCCCUCCCCUGCUCUUCUCUGCCCUGCUGCGGCGGAAAGAAAAACCCCCGCCCGCCAGAUUGGGAUUGGUAGGUGCCCAGCCACGAACUCCUCUGCUCCUCCCUCCAUUGCCGAACCGGAGACGAUUUCCCUUCUCUCCGCGGAGGCGGAGAUAGAUAGAUACUAGAUAGAUAGACGAGAUAAAUGCCCCCGACCCCGAACCGAAUCGCAGCCGUAUCCAAUCCCAGCCCAAUCCACUCGAAUCCGAGAGCGGCUGCCAUCCUCCCCUCCGCUUAAUAAAUCCCAAUCGCAUCGCCAUCAAAUCCAAUCCAAUCCAAUUAAUCCGCCGCCGCUUCCCCUUCUGUUCCAAGAAACAAGAUCGACACGCCGCCGACGCACCACACGAAUCGACAAGCAAGCAGCCUCGCCGCCGGCGCACGCACGAUGAGGUUCCAGGGCCCCAGGUGUUCGUUCCGGGAGGACGCCACCGACAUGGCUGGCGCCAUCUUCAUGUCGAACAGCGAGACGAGGGACCACUGCUUCAACACCGGCGUCUUCGGGCUACCGCCAGAGUACGGGCCCUUUGUGGCCAAUGUCAAGCAGGGGAUGCCCCUGUUCCUAUUUGACUACACAUUUCGUAAGCUUUACGGCGUCUUUGAGGCCGCCUCCGAUGGCGGCAUGGAUAUUAGCAGGACCGCGUUCCGGUCCACCGGCCGCACGUACCCCGCACAGGUUUGCUUCAAUAUUGUUUGGAAGUGCAGACCGCUCACUGAAGAUGAGUUUUUUCCUGCCAUAGAAGAGAACUACUAUAUCUCAAAAAAGUUCUACUUCGACCUUUCCUACCAGCAGGUCGUCCAGCUAUAUGGCUUAUUUGACAAAAAGAGGGUAGAGCACCCUAUUUGCAAUUAUUCAGCAAGUGCUAAUCUGGAAAAGGAGCACUCAAGCAUAAGGAGACCAGACAAAAGGAGCUUGACUCCAAAUAGUCCUCCUUUUUCUGCUGAUCGUUCCCACACUUUGAUGCCCUCCAGUACCCCAAAGGUCUCAACUGUCGAAACAAACUGCUCUGCUUCUACAAGCAUGCAUCUAAUUGCACCACCUACCUUUGAGACACAGCCAAGUGUGUCAAUGCCCUUGGUAACCAAAGCUUUUGGAGCCCAGACCGCUCCCAUCUACAGCAACCAAAUAAAACUACCUUAUCAUAGUCAAGAACAUCUCCGAGAUGUUUCAGCAAUAGAUGGCACUUCAACUCAGGUGUCUGCUCCUUACUCUCAGACAGCUAGAUACCACCAAGAUCAGUUUGUGGCAAAUCAGUCAUACCCAUCAUCUGAUGAUUAUCCGCACAAUAGCUUGUCUUCUGGGUGCAUGACACAAGGCCCAACUGAUGGAGUUAGGUUGUCAGUAAAGCAGUCAUAUGGAGGCAGUAGCUUGUCAUGUUCUCGGUCUUUAACUCGUGUUCCAACUGGUGAUGAAAGAAGCUAUUUGACCUCAACUCCGUAUUUCCCAUCAUAUCAUGAUUCAUCUCUGGCAAGUCCGCAACACAAUGCUCACUGGAAGGAUGACUACGACAUUAACUGCGACCAAUGCAGAGAGAUGUAUGCAUCUGAGCAACUGCAUUUAAACAGAGGAAAAUCUGUUACACCUCCAGAAUCAACUCAGCUAGGUAUUCCGGCUUACCCUGAAGCUCCUGAAGUAUCAGCAAUCAUUCAACAUAAAGAAAGCUUUACUGGCUACAUACCAAUCAAUGAUCGCCCUGAGGACUUUGAAAAAGAAAAGCAGAGACGUGAUUUUAAUCGUGAUGGUUCAGCCUCAUCAGGUUCUGGACAUGAAACAUUAGCCUACAUUUCAGAUCGACCAUAUACUGAUCAUGAUGUUGGAGCUGAAAGCAACAUGGCAGUUCCUAGUCAGCGUCCACAAAAGAACGUGUUUUCUCGCUUAUCAGUGAAGCCACAACUACCGCCCCAAGAAGUUACGGGUCCUUCAAUGAACCAACUGCUCUACUUACUUUCUCAGAGAACAAAACAGUGGAGCAACAAGAGUACAAGUCCUAGAGAAGAUGGUUGUAAACAGCUGGUCCGUGAACAGGACAUGGACAUGCCCUGUCCUCCUGCAGAGCUAAACCUGCCAAGUGGACUAGAAGGAGAAGAAUGCGCAGAUCCUCCCUUCUUGAACUUCAAGAGGCGCAGCAAAGCGGCUGGGCUGGAUACAGAUGUAGAAAAGGAGGUUAGCAACAAAAAGAAGAGAAGAAAGCUUGUGCGCCCUUCUUUUGGAGAAAAUGACACCACUGGUACUUCUGGAAACGACCUCCAAGGGAAUGCCAUAGUUGAAGUGCGCCCUUCACUCGAAGAAAAUAAAACUACUGGUAAUUCUGGAAAUGUCCUCCAGGGGAAUGCCAUUACUGAAAGGAAUCAGAGCCCUGCUUCCAUAGUUGAAAGGAAUCAAAGCCCUGCUUCCAUAGUUGAAAUGAAUCAUAGCCCUGCUGACAUAAUUGAAAGGAAUCAAAGCUCUGCUUCCAUAGUUGAAAGGAAUCAAAGCCCUGCUGCCAUAAUUGAAAGGAAUCAUAGCCCUGUCGAAACUGAUGGUAACAAGUUUAUCAUUGACCUAAAUGAACCAGCAUCUGUAGAAAGUGAUCUGGCAGAGGAUGGUAGCAUUGCACCGUGUCCUGUUGCUGCCAACAUACAGACAGAAGUAGAUGUCAAAAAGCAAAACUGCUCAAACUCGGCUGAGGUAAUCAGCAAACAAGAUGUACAGUCUGACAAUGGUGCGCCUACAGAGAAGAUUACACUUGAUCUGAACAUUACAGAUCUGAACACAAUGGACGAGGCGAAACUGCAAGCGAUCCUUGGCUCAUCAUUGUUGCAAGCACUUGACAAGCUCAGAAACAGCAAGUCCAGCGACGACUCCAACAAGGCUAAAUCAAGCCUCUCCGAUAAAAAUAAAAACAGCCAGGUGAAAAUGGAGAUGAAAUCCGACAUGAGCACCAAACAUAGGUGCAAUUGAUAGUGUUAGCAAGACUGCCCCUACUCCAGCUGCUGGAUAAGAAGAAUCCUCAACGAUCCGGUUGUGGAGUGGAGUAUACCAACCGUAGGAUGUUACAGUAGUGGUAGUAUCGUCCUUUCUAGUAGUUUAUAUAAGGCAUAUCUGCUUUGUCUUGAGUCAAACCCUUCUAACUUUGACCAAGUUUAUAUAAAAAGUAAUAUCAACAUCUAUCUUCUGUACUAGAUUGAUGUUGAUUGUUUUUUCUAUAUACUUGGUCGAAUUUAAGAGAGUUUGGCUUGAGACAAAGUAGAUAUGUCCUAUAAACUGAAUAGUAGCAGGUAGUGGCAUACGCAUAGGUGAAAGAAAACCUAUAUUUUGCAUGAUAUUUUGUGUUUUGGAGGAAGAAAGAUAGGCAGUCAGUUUGCUGCUCUGUAUGGCUGGCUGUCUGAGGCAGAACAGUUACCUCGUAUUAGUAAUGAAAUAUCCUUUCUGUUA